Messenger RNA from Lotus japonicus, 3367 nucleotides. RefSeq lists its product as uncharacterized. The record is from RefSeq and is a predicted model, not a curated record. The coding region runs from base 174 to 3053 and encodes 959 amino acids. NCBI's taxonomy places the organism in Eukaryota, Viridiplantae, Streptophyta, Magnoliopsida, Fabales, Fabaceae. The transcript has 10 exons.
UGAUUCCAAUCCAAACACACCGUAAACCCAAACUUAAUUCAAGAAAGUUGAGCAAGGAAAGAGUUCGAGCAAGAAGAGAGAACAUCCCACCAUUCUGCCUUCACUUCACCUCAAUUACACUCGCACACUCACACUCACUACGCUUUCUCUCUCUUCCUUCGCAGCAACCUUCAAUGGCUUCCAUCGCCCCCACGUGCUCCCCCACCUCUCUCCAGCUCCGAUGGGCCUUCAAUGGCCCCAAAUUCCCCGUUGCUCAACGCUUGCGCCUUCCCAACCACCUCAACCCUCGCCUCCUCCGCCCACUCCGCGCUGCUGCGCAAACCGGUAACGGCUCUGAAUUGUCUGGGUCCGGUUCUAACGCCGCCGAUGGGUUCUCCGGCUGGUCCGAAUCCGCAGAAGCGGAGCAGCCCAACACCCCCAAGAAGAAGGAAUCAUAUGGAGGGGUUGUGGGAGUAGGUGUAGCUGGAAUUCUUCUUCUUACAGGGCUUACAUUUGCUGCCUCAUCUCUUGGAAAACGAACUGCUUCCAGACCGGAGCAACAAAUGAAGGCCUUGACUGCACAGCAGGAGGCACUUGUGUCUUCUGAUGACCAUGAUGAUGAAGUCGCAGAACAAGUACGUGCUGACAACAAGGUGGAGCAAGGAAAUGGUAUAAUGGAAGGUCAGAUAGAUAUAUCAUCCAGGGAUUACUCAUCUCCGGAGUCUGAUAAUAUUCACAGUGACUAUAGAGUUGUUGAUGAUUCUGAUAUAGGAUCCCAGUUGAUUUAUGAUAAAACCUCCAAUGGCAAUGAUGAUGCCACUGAACAUAUAUCUGUUCAAGGAGACUUACAGCAUGAGUCAGCUCUUGAUGGCGAUUUAGUUGUUUCCAGUGAAAGCCCAAUGGCACUUGAAUCUGAAAAUACUCUUAAUUCUUUUAAUGUUUUUGGGUUUAGAGAUGUUGAUAGUAACCCUUCUUUAGAUGCAGCAGAAUCUACUGCUGAUGUUAAAGAAAUCAAUGUUGAACCAGGAAACAUGCCCAACAAUGAUGCUAAGCCACUACAUGUUGAUAAUGAGCAGCAGGAUGAAAUAACCAGUUCAGAUGGCAGUAGAAGUUCUAGUAAUGAGACUGAAAUCGCUAAUAUCAUGGUCAGUCCCGAGUCAAAUAACAGAAUUUCAGAUCCUAAGUUUUCUACUGAAGAUUCUCAAGAGAAUAUUCUACCAGCUUCAAAUAAAGAAAACAUUGACCCCAACAAAAUUCCACAGGUCUCAUCUGAGGGAAAUAAGUCAUCCUUCAAAGAGGAGAAUAUUCCUGGAAAUGACCUGUUUGGAAAAUCAUUAGACUCAUCAUCAACCAAUUCAUUGGAAAAUGAGGUUAGAAAUGAUAUAAAUGAAAUUAAUAAAGUUAGAUCUGAAUCUCCAAUUUCUGGAUCCCUUUUCUCUGCUCCCGGCAUUCCUGCUCCAUCAGUAGUUUCCACAGCUUUACAUGUGCUUCCUGGAAAAGUUUUGGUUCCUGCAGCUGUUGAUCAGGUUCAGGGGCAAGCACUAGCUGCAUUGCAAGUUUUAAAGGUCAUUGAGCCUGAUGUUCAACCUGGUGAUUUGUGCACACGUCGUGAAUAUGCUCGCUGGUUGGUGUCUGCUAGCAGUGCUCUUUCGAGGAGCACAAUUUCAAAAGUCUAUCCUGCCAUGUACAUAGGCAAUGUUACUGAGCUCGCAUUUGAUGAUAUCACCCCUGAGGAUCCUGAUUUUUCUUCCAUUCAAGGCUUGGCAGAAGCUGGGCUUAUUGAAAGCAGGCUUUCAAGACGUGAUAUACAGUUACCUUCUGAUGAAGAUGAUAGCCCAGUUUACUUCUCUCCUGAAAGCCCUUUAUCACGUCAGGAUCUUGUUAGUUGGAAAAUGGCCCUAGAGAAACGACAGCUUCCUGAAGCUGACAGAAAGAUGCUGUACCAACUUUCUGGUUUUAUCGACACUGAUAAGAUACAUCCUAAUGCAUGCCCUGCACUAGUAGCCGACCUGUCUGCUAGGGACCAGGGAAUAAUAGCACUAGCAUUUGGUUAUACCCGAUUGUUCCAGCCUGAUAAACCAGUAACAAAAGCCCAAGCAGCUAUUGCCCUUGCUACUGGAGAUGCUUCUGACAUAGUUAGUGAAGAGCUUGCACGCAUUGAAGCAGAAUCUAUGGCUGAAAAUGCCGUUACUGCACAUAGUGCUUUAGUAGCUCAAGUUGAGAAGGAUAUCAAUGCAAGUUUUGAGCAGGAGCUCCUCAUGGAGAGGGAAAAGAUUGAUACUAUUGAAAGGAUGGCUGAAGAGACAAGACUCGAGUUGGAAAGGUUAAGAGCUGAGAGAGAAGAAGAUAAUGUUGCCUUGGUUAAAGAACGUGCUGCUAUUGAAUCAGAAAUGGAGGUUUUUUCAAAGUUAAGGCAUGAGGUUCAGGAUGAAUUAGAAAGCCUAAUGAAUAACAAGGUAGAAAUAGCAUAUGAAAAAGAGAGGAUUAGAAAACUUCGGGAGCAAGCUGAAGUUGAAAACAGUGAGAUUGCCCGUUUACAGUAUGAGCUAGAGGUUGAACGAAAAGCCUUGUCCAUGGCCAGGGCUUGGGCAGAGGAUGAGGCCAAAAGAGUAAGAGAACAAGCAAGAGCCUUAGAGGAGGCUAGAGAUCGUUGGGAGAGGCAUGGAAUCAAAGUGGUGGUCGACGAUGAUCUCCGCAAGGAGGCCUCUGCCGAAGUUACAUGGCUCAAUGCUGGAGAGCAGUUCUCAGCUCAAGGAACGGUUGGUAGGGCUGAAAGUUUAUUGGACAAGCUCAAAAAAAUGGGUGCAGAUAUCAGAGGAAAGUCUAGAGAUAUAAUUGACAAAAUCAUCCACAUCAUUUCCCUAUACAUAUCGAAAAUGAGGGAAUGGGCAUCCAAAACAGGAAAACAGACUGAAGAAUUAGGAGAAGCUGUCAUCUCAAAGGCAGGUAAGUCAGCCACUGAGUUGCAGCAGAGUGCCCUUGAAUUUGGAUUUACUAUCAAAGAAGGUGCAAAGCGAGUUGCUGGUGAUUGCAGGGAAGGAGUUGAGAAAAUCACCCAAAAGUUCAAGACCUGAUCUCUCCUACUCUGCCCCUCCUAUAUUUUUUCAAUGCUUAUUGGCUGUUUGAUUGGCCAGAGCUCUAGUUUGAGUUUCUUUUUCCAGUGCUUCAACAGAGACAACACACACGGAUGCGGGAAUUUUGGCAGUUCUAACUUCUAAAACUGCCUUUCGUAAAUCAUGUGGAGCUAUGUUUGUAUAAUUGAAACUAGAUAUAAUUGUAGUUGAGGAAUAAAAUAACCUGUAACAUGGUGCCUUUAUUACUCAGUUGUCUGCAAUCGAUUAUGUAAAGAUAGAAAAAUAAAACCAAAGGACAACUUUUUUUUUAAGCA